Ceraceosorus guamensis is the source of this 1922-nucleotide messenger RNA. Its product is annotated as monooxygenase, flavin-binding family. The coding region runs from base 223 to 1707 and encodes 494 amino acids. NCBI's taxonomy places the organism in Eukaryota, Fungi, Basidiomycota, Exobasidiomycetes, Ceraceosorales, Ceraceosoraceae. The transcript is spliced from 4 exons. The record is from RefSeq and is a predicted model, not a curated record. Gene Ontology annotation, molecular function: flavin adenine dinucleotide binding; N,N-dimethylaniline monooxygenase activity; NADP binding.
CUACGAGGAGGUCCCACCGCCGCCUAGCUAAUUCUUGACUCUGACUCUACACUCACGACUUCGCUCGCGUCCCCUCUCGAUUCUUCAUAAGGAGCCAGCCAUUCGUGUUCGUCGUUGCAGGCCUCCCUUCCACGCUCAUCAAUUUACAUCACUUCCGCCACAUAACGUUGCCUGCUUGCACACCCCAAAUCAAGGCUCAUACAAUCUCCAGCCACCGCAAAUAUGGUUGCCGCCUCCGCCUCCGAGGAGCUCGAUGUGGUCAUCAUUGGUGCUGGUAUCUCCGGCAUCAAUGCAUCCUACAGACUGCAAACCAUGACCAAGUGGCAAAAUUACACCGUGCUCGAAGGUCGCUCCGAAAUGGGCGGAACUUGGAGCCUAUUCAACUACCCCGGCAUUCGUUCAGACUCGGACAUGUACACUCUUGGCUUCCCCUUCCGACCAUGGCUCGACGCCAAGGGUAUUGCGAGUGGAGAGGACAUUUUGAAGUACGUCAAGGAUACGGCCCGCGAGACGGGCGUUGACAAACACAUUCGCUACAAUCACAAAGUACAACGAUUGGACUGGAAUUCCGAGACCAAGAGAUGGACUCUCUACGUCAACGCCAAUGGCCAAGAGAAGACCUUCACUUCCCGCUUCGUGUAUUCGUGCGCUGGGUAUUACAGCUAUGACGAGGGCCAUAACCCAGAGCUGCCGGGUCAGGACAACUUCCAGGGCAAGCUUGUUCACCCCCAAUUUUGGCCGAAGGAUUUGGACUAUGUCGACAAGAAGGUGGUGGUCGUUGGCAGCGGAGCAACUGCGAUCACUGUCGUUCCAGCUAUGGCUGAGAAGGUCAAGAGCAUCACGAUGCUGCAGAGAAGUCCCGGGUAUUUCCUCAAGCUGCCUAGGCGAGACGCGGUAGUAGAGUUGUGGAAGAAGAUCUUGCCCAGCCAAGCUGCCCACUCGUUCAUCCGCAUGAGAAAUGCUUUCCGCGCAUACCUGCUGGUCUGGAUCUGCAAAGGCUUCCCCAGCGUUGCCAGAAGAGUGCUGAGAUACUUGACUGCCAAGGAGCUCCCCCCUCACAUUCCCUUGGACCCUCACUUCAACCCCAGCUACAAUCCUUGGGACCAGCGUAUCUGCCUGGACCCUGACGGCGAAUUUUUCGCCUCCCUUCGCUCCGGAAAAGCCAACAUUGCAACAGGACAUAUCGACACAAUCACUUCGAAUGGCAUCAAACUCAAAGACGGAAGCUUUUUGGAAGCAGACAUCAUCAUUGCUGCGACAGGGCUCAAAAUGACAAUGGCAGGAGGCUCUCAGCUGUACGUGGAUGGAAAGAAGAAAGACAUCGGACAACUGUACAUCUACAAAGGACAGAUGCUCGAAGACGUACCAAACUUUGGUCUCUGCUUGGGCUACACCAACGCGUCAUGGACGCUCGGAUCCGACUUGGCAUCUCGCUACAUUGCGCGCUUGAUCAACGAGAUGGACAAGAAGGGCAUCGACGUGGUCACUCCUCGCUGCGACCACACUACUGUGAACGAAAAGCCGCUGAUCAACCUCAAUUCGGGCUACAUUACCAGGGCUCGAAAGGAUCUGCCAAAGGGAGGAAACAAGGCCCCCUGGUACCUGCGACACUCUUUCUUCUACGACUUGCUCGUCGUCAAAUUUGGAAGCGUCCUCGACAGCCUCGAGCUUUCUGCUGCCACUCGCGCCCAAGAGCUGACAGAGUGAGCGCAAGAGUAGCAAGUCCUUUGCGAAAGGAGAUCGCUAUUCAAUAAGACACUAACAAGACGUGAACAAUACACAACAUACUUUUUACUUGGACCCUCCCAUCUCUCUCUUUGUAAUUCAAUCUUUGCUAUUCUCGUCAGAUAUUCAUAGGCCCCACGCUUGGACGUUCUGGCUUGCGUGCAUGAGAGCGUCCUAGGAGGCGACAUAUGCCUGCU